Dovyalis caffra is the source of this 1473-nucleotide messenger RNA. The record is from the annotation of a GenBank genome assembly. NCBI's taxonomy places the organism in Eukaryota, Viridiplantae, Streptophyta, Magnoliopsida, Malpighiales, Salicaceae.
AUGACAAUGACAAUGAGAAGGGGAGCUUCUCUCUGCCUUUUGUUUUCAUUGUCACUUGUACUCUUGGGUUUUGCCCAAGCCAAUCCCAAUUACAAGGAUGCCCUAGCUAAGUCCUUAUUGUUUUUUCAAGGUCAGAGGUCAGGGAGGCUGCCCCCACCGGAACAAAUCACUUGGAGGUCCAAUUCUGGCCUCUCUGAUGGUUUGUUUGCCCACGUGGAUUUAACAGGAGGGUACUAUGAUGCUGGAGACAAUGUCAAAUUUAAUUUCCCAAUGGCCUUCACCACUACAAUGCUCUCUUGGAGCACGCUUGAGUAUGGAAAAAGAAUGGGCCCUGAAUUAUCAAAUGCAAGGGCUGCAAUUCGCUGGGCCACAGACUAUCUUCUAAAAUGUGCCACUGCCACCCCUGGCAAGCUUUAUGUUGGUGUAGGUGAUCCCAAUGUUGAUCACAAGUGUUGGGAGAGGCCUGAGGAUAUGGACACCGUCCGAACAGUGUAUUCAGUCUCGGCUAGCAGCCCUGGCUCGGAUGUUGCCGGUGAGACGGCAGCUGCAUUAGCAGCUGCUUCGAUGGUUUUUCGAAAAGUGGAUCGUAAAUACUCAAGUUUGCUACUGAGGACAGCCAGGAAGGUUUUUCAAUUUGCCAUGCAAUACCAAGGUGCCUAUAGUGAUUCGCUUGGAUCAGCAGUGUGCCCAUUUUAUUGCUCAUAUUCUGGUUAUAAGGAUGAACUACUGUGGGGAGCUGCAUGGCUGUUCAGGGCAACAAAUGAGAUGUCCUACUUCAAUAUCUUCAAGUCUUUGGGAGCUGAUGACCAACCAGACCUAUUCAGCUGGGACAACAAGUAUGCUGGUGCUCAUGUUCUUCUGUCAAGGCGAGCAUUGUUGAACAAUGACAAAAACUUUGAGCAAUUUAAAGGAGAAGCUGAAAAUUUCAUGUGCCGUAUUUUACCCAACUCACCUUUUAAAACUACACAAUAUACACAGGGAGGGCUCAUGUACAAGCUACCUGAAAGCAACCUCCAAUAUGUUACAUCCAUAACAUUCUUGCUCACCACUUACGCUAAGUACAUGAAAGCAACAAAGCACACCUUCGACUGUGGCAAUCUCUUGGUCACUCCAAAUUCCCUGAUUUAUGUGGCUAAAAGACAGGUGGAUUACAUACUAGGGGAGAACCCAAUUCGAAUGUCCUACAUGGUAGGAUAUGGACCCAAUUUUCCAAGGAGAAUUCAUCAUAGAGGUUCUUCUUUGCCAUCAAUGGCAAGCCACCCCCAAGCUAUAGGUUGUGAUGGUGGUUUUGAUCCUUUCUACCAUUCAGGAAAUCCUAAUCCUAACAUCUUAACCGGAGCUAUUGUUGGUGGUCCGAACCAGAACGAUGGCUACCCAGAUGAACGCAGCGAUUAUAGUCAUUCUGAGCCUGCUACAUACAUCAAUGCUGCUAUGGUUGGACCUUUAGCGUACUUUGCUGGAAGCUUAAAUUAG